UUUUUUGUGUGGUUGGGAAGGGUAGUUGGGUAGUAUCUAAUCUAGUAUCUAGUAUACAGACUGUCCACGUACAAAGAUAGUAUUUAUUUAACUAUUGAAAAGUAUAAAAACACUCAAAAUGCUGUGGUAAUGAAGAAACAAAAACAAUUUAGUUUUAAUGUACCUUUCUAUCCCAAGGCUUUGUAAACUUUUUUGAAUUGGUACUAUUCCAUUUUCACGAGGAAUUCGAAAGAUGAAUGAAUCAUGUUCGGAAUCAUAUGAUAUAAAAACUUUUGUUUUUAUGGAUACGGAAACAACAGGUUUGCCUUCUGCUGAAAAUAAUAAAACAAAGAUUACUGAACUUAGUAUGGUUGCUGUUCAAGCAAAUCAUAUUCGACUAGGAGUAUUUCCACGAGUUCAGAACAAAUUGAAUUUUUGUUUCAAUCCCUGCAAAUUAAUUUCUGAUGGCGCUGAAAAAAUUACAGGUUUAUCGAAUCAUCUCCUAGAGAACUUACCCAGUUUUUCAGCAGGAACAGUGGCAUCCAUUAACGCUUUUUUGAACCAUAAUCCCCAACCAGUAUGUUUAGUUGCUCAUAAUGGAAAUCAUUUUGAUUUUCCCCUUUUACACACUGAAAUUAACAAAACCAAAAGUUCAUUGGCAGAAAACAUUUUGUGUAUAGACUCUAUAAUUACAUUUCAAGAUAUUCAUUUCCAAGACACUAGAGCAGAAAAAAUAUCUCAAGAGACUGUGCCUAUUGAACUCACAGACGAUUAUGAUUUGCUUUUAUGUAGUGCCGCUGAACAGUUGGAACAACAAUGUAUUGAAAAGGCCCUUAAGGUUCAGAAAAUAAAUGAAACUACACCAAAGAAACAAAAAAUAAGGACUGAUACCUCUGAAUUUCCUUAUCCAUCUAAGAUGAGGAAAGGUGUUCGAAAAAAAUUCCGCUUCAAUUCGGGGAUUAGCUUCAAACUAUGUGAUGUAUACACCAGACUGACGAAUCGACCUCCUGAAAAUCUCCAUCAAGCCGAAGGUGAUGUUUUGAUGCUAAUUACUUGUGCUGCUACUCUUGGCGACAAGUUUGUUGAUUGGGCCAAUCUGAAUGCCAGGAAAUUCUGUGAUAUACCUGCUAUGGUACCUGGAAAAAAAAUCGGAACCUGAUUAAUGGGAUUUAUAUUUUUCUAAAACAAAAUUUUUAUGCA
Messenger RNA from Leptinotarsa decemlineata (Colorado potato beetle), 1179 nucleotides. Its product is annotated as three-prime repair exonuclease 1. Gene Ontology annotation, biological process: DNA catabolic process. The record is from RefSeq and is a predicted model, not a curated record. Lineage: Eukaryota; Metazoa; Arthropoda; Insecta; Coleoptera; Chrysomelidae. Gene Ontology annotation, cellular component: cytoplasm. Gene Ontology annotation, molecular function: 3'-5'-DNA exonuclease activity; nucleic acid binding.